AUGCACCAGCCAGACUACGAAGAGGUCGAGACACCAGUCACGUCGACAUCGCAGUUUAUACAGGCAGACGACGAUGAUUUGGAUGAGGACGCCAUCCCUGGAUUCACACAUCCUUCGCUAGGAACACCGCUGUCUGCUUCAAUGAAUAAGGGAAAAGCGAGAGCUUCUGAGCAGCUUGCAACACCGACUGGCGGGUAUGCAGCCUCCCCCGUCUCCGGGAACAUUGGUAGCGCGCCGAAUGGCGUACCUAGGUCUGAGCGGAGUACAGUCGGUGGCAUACAGGUCGAGAUGCGAACUACCCAGCUGGACACAUUGGAUGAACCCAUCGCAACUACUAUUGGACGAGAUUUGCUUUCCAUAUAUACCAAAACAGUGCAGGUGCUAUAUCCACCCAAAGCAGGUCAUCGGGAAGUCUUGAAGGAUUGGGACCUUUGGGGACCCCUUGUGAUAGCUCUGACAUUAGGCAUUCUUCUAAGCGUGAAUGCGCCGCCAUCCCAAUCGUUACCGCACUUCACCAGCGUGGUAUCCCUGAUGUCCUUCGGGGCAUUAGUGGUGACAUUUCAAGCACAGUUGUUGGGCGGACGAAUUUCCUUUUUCCAAGGGCUGUGCGUGUUUGGCUACUGUGUAGCGCCUUUGACCAUUGCAGCGCUUGUCGCGGUUUUCGUCAAGUUGAUCUAUGUGCGAGCGCCCGUCACACUUGUUGCAUGGGCGUGGUGCCUAUGGGCUGCGGUCAACUUCCUUGAUGGUACCAAGCUAGAGAAACAACGCACUAUGCUCGCCGUGUAUCCGCUGGUCCUGUUCUACUCUAUCCUGGCUUGGAUGAUUGUGAUACAGUAG
Postia placenta MAD-698-R-SB12 is the source of this 837-nucleotide messenger RNA. RefSeq lists its product as hypothetical. Gene Ontology annotation, biological process: endoplasmic reticulum to Golgi vesicle-mediated transport. Bases 1 to 837 code for a protein of 278 amino acids. The record is from RefSeq and is a predicted model, not a curated record. Lineage: Eukaryota; Fungi; Basidiomycota; Agaricomycetes; Polyporales; Adustoporiaceae. The transcript is spliced from 10 exons. Gene Ontology annotation, cellular component: membrane; trans-Golgi network.